GCCAGCGGCUGCGGCGACCGCGGCAGUGUUGUCCGCUCCUGGAGCCGGCGUGAACCCGGCCCCCGGCGGCGGGAUCCGGGUGGGUCGUGACAAGCCCUGCCUGGGCUGAAGAGUGCGGAGGAUGGAAACACGCACCCAGCAAUGUCUCUGGGCCGCCUCCUUCGCCGAGCCUCCUCCAAAGCCUCGGAUCUCCUGACCCUCACCCCUGGCGGCAGUGGUGGGUCUCCCUCUGUCCUCGAUGGGGAGAUCAUUUACUCCAAGAACAAUGUGUGUGUGCACCCGCCCGAGGGCCUGCAGGGGCUUGGGGAGCAUCAUCCAGGGUACCUGUGCUUGUACAUGGAGAAGGACGAAUUGCUGGGCACCACCCUCAUCCUGGCGUGGGUCCCCAACGCCCGCAUCCAGAGGCAGGACGAGGAGGCCCUGCGCUACAUCACCCCUGAGAGCUCCCCCGUGCGCAAGGCACCACGCCCUCGGCGCCACCGCACCCUGAGCGCCGGUGUCCCCCGCCAGGCCUCCCCUGUGGAGCCAAGGCCCGCCCUGAUCCCCAAAGAUGAGGACAUCCUGGUGGUGGCCCAGACUGUCCAGGAUGCUGUGCAUAUCAGCCCUUCUCCUGAGGACGGGGAGAAGCCGGCCCAGGGCCCUGGGGUGGACAGUCCCCUCCCUGCCUCACAGCCUGUCCACAGCGACUCCGGGAUCUUGUCUACAGUCAGUUCGCAGGAUGGGACGGAGGAGGGCCGGGAGGCUCGGCCCGAGGCUGGGGAGGAGGAAGGCUCCCUGGAGCUGUCUACGGAUGGUGUGAGCAGGGACAGCUCCUUCGACUCUGACUCAGAUGCCUUCUCCUCGCCCUUCUGCCUGUCGCCCAUCAGCGCGGCCCUGGUGGAGGGCAGCAGCUCGGCAUUCCUGGAGAGCGAGGGCAGCUCCCCCUGUAGUUCUGAUGCCAACUUGAGGUUCCCAGAGGGCACCGGGCCCCUGCAGAACCCACGCUGGGAAGAGUCGCAACGGGGCUAUGCACUGGAGCAGAUCUGUGGUGUGUUCCGCGUGGACCUGGGGCACAUGCGCUCCCUGCGCCUUUUCUUCAGCGAUGAGGCCUGCACCAGCGGCCAACUGGUGGUUGCCAGCCGAGAAAGCCAGUACAAAGUCUUCCACUUCCACCAUGGCGGCCUGGACAAGCUGUGUGAGGUGUUCCAGCAAUGGAAGUUCUGUGCCGAGACGCACCUGCAAGACCAGCAGGCUGCAGAUGAACGGACGUGCAUGCAGUUCUCCAUCCGACGGCCCAAGCUGCCGUCCUCGGAGACACACCCCGAGGAGAGCUCCUACCGCAGGCUGGACGUCUCCACCUGGCUCAGCCACCUGAAUGAGCUGGGCCAGGUGGAGGAGGAGUACAAGCUGCGAAAGGCCAUUUUCUUUGGCGGCAUUGACGUGUCAAUCCGGGGGGAGGUCUGGCCCUUCCUGCUGCGCUAUUACAGCCCCAAGUCCACAUCGGAGGAGCGGGAGGCACUUCGGGUGCAGAAGCGAAAGGAAUACGAGGAGAUCCAACAGAAGAGGCUCGCCAUGUCACCUGAGGAGCACAGAGCUUUCUGGCGGAACGUGCAGUUCACCGUGGACAAAGAUGUGGUCCGCACAGAUCGAAGCAACCAGUUCUUCCGAGGGGAAGACAAUCCCAACGUGGAGAGCAUGAGGAGGAUCCUGCUGAACUACGCCGUGUACAACCCGACCAUCGGCUACUCCCAGGGCAUGUCAGAUCUGGUGGCACCCAUCCUAGCCGAGGUCCUGGACGAGUCUGACACCUUCUGGUGCUUUGUUGGCUUGAUGCAGAACACGAUCUUUAUCAGCUCUCCCCGGGACGAGGACAUGGAGAAACAGCUGCUCUACCUGCGGGAGCUGCUGCGGCUGACACACCUGCGCUUCUACCAGCACCUGGUGUCGCUGGGUGAGGACGGCUUGCAGAUGCUCUUCUGCCACCGCUGGCUGCUGCUGUGCUUCAAGCGGGAGUUCCCUGAGGCCGAGGCCCUGCGCAUCUGGGAGGCCUGCUGGGCCCACUACCAGACCGAUUACUUCCACCUCUUCAUCUGUGUGGCUAUCGUGACCAUCUACGGGGAUGACGUCAUUGAGCAGCAGCUCGCCACGGACCAGAUGCUCCUGCACUUCGGAAACCUGGCCAUGCACAUGAACGGAGAGCUGGUGCUCAGGAAGGCCAGGAGUCUGCUGUAUCAAUUCCGCCUCCUGCCACGCAUCCCCUGCGGUCUGCAUGACCUGUGCAAGCUCUGUGGGACAGGCAUGUGGGACAGUGGGUACAUGCCCGCCGUGGAGUGUACCGGCCUGCACCCCGGCUCUGAGAGUUGUCCUUAUGGGGGCACCGUGGAGGUGCCUUCACCCAAAGCCCCAAAAGAUGGCAAGAAGGGCCCAAAGGCAUCUCGGGAAGGCUUUGGUUUCCGCAGAUAGAGGCUGCUGCCUGCCUAGGACAAGGGGUGAAGAGCCUCACCAGAGGUCCUAGCAUGUGGGAGGGGGUGGGGACGGGCGUGGAAGGGACAGGGAUGGUAAAAAUGUAAGAAAGAUGCCUUUGGGCAGCAUGAAGAGAACCAUUGCACAGUAAUGAUAGAGUCGGGAAAUGACAGCAGUGGGCCUACCAGUCGCCCAGAGAGAGGCUGGCUCCAGGAACUUGGGGGGCAGGAGUGCCUCUGGAUGCAGGCCACUCACUGGGCCCUCGUACCAGCCACGUUCGGUGGGCUUAGCGUGACCCAGGAGUUCUUCUUUGCCAGGGAAUGGAAAAGCAGGAAUAAGAGAAGGAAGCCUUAUUCACCCCCAGCACCAAGGGAUGCAGAAAAACAGGGUCUUCUGCCCAGGCACAGUGACAUCCCAGCAAGCCGGGCACUUCCACGUCCACCCCACACUCUGCCAGGAGCCAGCACGAGAGAGACAUCUGCCAGAGUGGCCAGGAGAGGUCUCCUGAUGCCAGGACCAGUGUUAAUACUGGGGACUGGGUCGGGGUAAGCAUUGUGCCCACGGGGGAAAAGAAGUGCCUGUCCACGAGCCAGAGCCUCAGGCCCCAUUGGCCAGAUAAUACCCCUUGGUUGGGACCUUCACCUAAGAUCAGAGGUGCUGUUUACGGUCAGCCCUACCAUAUACAGCAGCCAACUGGGGACCAAAAGGGCUGAAGCAUGCGUGUGUGUGUGUGUGUGUGUGUGUGUGUGUGUGUGCGUGUGUGUGUAAUAUUAAGUGACCAGCCAGCCAAGACCAGACACCUGAGCUGGCUGGGAAGGUUGGGCUAUGUCCCUCAGGGACUGCAGCCUCUGCCUGAACAUGGCCUUCCCAUCAGUCAGCUUCUCAGGUGGCUGGGCACAAAGGGCCACUGUCACAUAGCAGCACACAGGGCUCUCAGCUUCUGGGUGGGAACGAGACUUCCCAGCACAUUGUCCUCCAAAAGGCUGGCACUUGCUGCUUCUGGGAGAGAGUGAUGGACAAGCCACACUUGUGACCUGUGAUGAGCGCUCUCUCAGCCACACAUGGAAAGCCACACCUGAAGCAGUGGGAGUGGGGUGCUUGGAGCCCUCUCCCGAUGUCACCCAGGGGCAAAGGGUCCUCCUGUGCUCAGCUCUGUCGUGGAAGAGUGGGCACUGCUGGACAGUGCCACUUUCAAAGGAUGUUUGUCAACAGGAAGGAGAGGAGUCCCUGUCACCGGCCCCUCCCUUUUCUGUUCUCAUAAGCCUGGUCCUCUCCUCAGGAACCUUCAGAUUCCCAGGUCCCUCUGUCCAGGAGCCCUGGGGUGGGGGUGGGACUGAGAAGCCCAGUUACUGUGUUGACCUUGAGCUGCUGACCUGACCGAAAUGAUCUUGCAGCAGUGGCCCUGGGAGGUGAGAUUCUCAUCUGUUUUGCUUCUGAAAAGAGGGUUGUUGGCUCCUGACAUCCUGAUAAAAUAGCUAGAGCAAACCAGGCCUGUACUGCCCCAACCUCUGGGAGCUGGACCCUGGAAACAGGUAUACUGUCAGCUACCCCUUCCCACAAUAAUAUGCUGUAGCAAAUAGCCCCUAAACCUGGUGGCCUGAAACCCUGUGCGCUUAGCUCACACACAGAGAGGUGCUGGUCACAGUCCUGGGGGGGGGGGUCUCAUCUCCGUUGGACUUGCUCAGCGUUGAGGUCUCACCGACUGUGGGGUCCCAGGGAGGUCCAUCCCCGGUGGGGGUAGGUCUCUCACAUCCCUGCUGCUGCUGUCCAGUCCUACUGGGCUGUGCCUUUCCAAGCCCUGCAGACAUUGCACCUGCUAACAUCACUGUGGCUAAAGCAGUCGUGUCGCUGGACUUGGCAUCCUGGGGUUAGGGCCUGGCCCCUCUCCUGUAGCGGCCCAUCUUCGUGUCAAGUAGACAAAGCCUAAGAAUUCAUGAGAGGUAAGAGCCAGGAUGACCCUUCCAAUCUCCUUCCACCACUGUUGCUGCUACCCCAUGUCACUCCUUGCUGGAGAGGAAGAACAGUGUCCUGCCCUCCCCGCCCUGCAGCCUGACACCUUGAGCCUUUGGGCUGCCAUAUCUGGAGGAUGAGAUGAAGGAGGGGAGCAGGUGGAGUGGCAUCUUUCCUGUCUCAGCCUCCCCAGGUUCCUCCCUGGCAGUUCCUAAGACCUGACCCAGACCCACCAGCUGCAUCCUUGCCAGGUGCCACCCCUGCCCCUCCCCCCACCCCAUGGGCCGACACAGGUCCAGGAGACAUCUGCACCUGUAGACCAGCUAGGGUCUUGGAAGCCAGACCUGGUAGUGUCAGUGGGAGAAACCCUGCUGGGGGUGGGGAGCGGGGUAGAGAAGCCCUCCUUCACGCAGCUCCCUUAAUCUGGAUGCAAUUAGAGGAAACCAGCCAAAAACCCUGCGGCAGCUGUUACCCCAGGAUUAUUCCCAGCCAGCAAAAGGCAUUAGGGUGAUAAUUCAGUCAUUAGACUCCAAGCCUUCCCACCGCCAGGACGUGCAAAUAAGGGGUAAUCAGCCCAGCACUGCCAUCCUCAGCGAUGCUGCUUAUUUAACCCAUUUUUUAAAAUGACACUUAAUGUUAUUGGCCGGUGUGCGUGUGUGUGCAUACUUAAAAGUUGGCGCUCGGGCCAGCCCCGCCACUACUGUCUGUGCUGACAAUGCUGUGUGAUGUCAUCCGGGGCCUCUGGGACAGGAGGGCACCUUUGAUGUGUGUAUCCAGGCGCUAGCAGGGCAGUAGUGAGGCUUGACGCCUGCUGCCACCGAGGGAAGUCCUGCCGACUUCUCACUCAGGGAGAAAAGCGGAUGCCAGGGGCUCAGGAGGGGGACACACCAACAGGAACUGGAAGAGCUCUGUGACCAGGCCAGAAGGGUGUUUUCCCAGGAUGCGGGGGACACAGCGCUCUUCUGGAAGGUUCUACCUCAAGUCCCAGCUAGGAAGACUCACUAAUCAUGUCUCAGCUCACCUCUGCAGAAAAGCAGGGCCCGGAGUCCACACGGGUAGCCCUGGGCCUGGACACUAUUCAUACAGCAUCCUCUCGAGCAGCCGAGCCUCAGGCAGGAAGGUCGCUUAAAUCUCAGAAGCAAAGGUGUCAGCCUCAGAGCCUGUGUCACACCCUGCUGGAUGAGAGACCACCAGCUUUAAAAUGGGAGCUACCUUUUGCCUUGGACUGUGGCCAGGGCUGGCAGAGGGCACCUGGCUCUUACCUUUGAUAAGUGGUUCUGGAGGGGUGGAUGACCGCAAGGAAGUGGGGUGAGGACUGUAGAUGGGGUUUCAGUUCCUGGAAGGUCCUCAGAGCUCUUGUCUCCUGGAAAUGACUGAAAGAAGGUGGCCUCAGGGAAUUGGGGAUCAGCUCAGGCUGUGCCCUUCCUAGCCUCCCUCCUGUCCAGCUGCUUCUGCUCUCUGCAGGGGGCUGGUCCUGGACACUCUGAGCCCACUGAGAAGAGGGGUGCCACCUGAGACAGUGGUGGACUGGCUGCCCAGCUGGGCCCACCCAUCCCUGAUGUCCCUGGGAAUAACCCUAGAAUCUGAGAGGCCUGGGGCUCUAGCCCCGCUACAGGGGCUUCUGUCCUCAGCAGAAAUGUCCCACCUCUACACACCAGUUUCUCCCAAAGUCCUUCCUCAAGCUGAGAAGCUGCGCUGUGCAGAGAAGCAGCUCUUCCCUGGGGUCGGGGACAUGGCCUCCCUGGUACUGGCCUUCUACCUCUCCAGCCUGUUUCCUGUGAAGCAAGAAUAAGGCACUCCCAGGCUGUCUCUCAGGGCUGCCUUGGGGACCCUGGGUGUUCAUGCCACAGCACCAAUGGUUUACUGUGGCCCAGGACUCACCUGCCACUCAGGGAAGAGACCACUGGCCUCAGCCUUCAGCAGCGUUGUCCUUGUGGGGCCACAUGCUGCAGGUGGCUUGGAGUCAGCAAACCCACCUCCCUCCCAUGAACCUCCCUUGCUAGGUGUCUUCUGCCUCCUCUGUGAAGUUCACUCCACGCCAUUCAUUCAUGCCAUGAAGAAAGAUCAGCCACAGAACCUCCUCAGUGAGCCUGACAUGGGUGCCAGAGUGCAUGUGUCUGUGUGGGAAGCUCUUCCGUGGAAGGUGUUGUGUGCCCUCCAGGUCUGACCCUGUGUCUGCAAAACCUCACUGGCUACAGACUCUGGCCUCCUGGGUCAGAGCUUGGGACCAGCAGGACGUGCCUGGCCCGCCCUCAGCAGAGAGAAAAUGCAAACAGCCUGCCACAGCCUACUGCCUUGUAUGUCGAGGCUGGACGGCAGCACUUCAAGUCCAAAGAGAGAUUGGGCCCUGUGACCAUCUGUACUCAGGCAAUACAGAUGGGUACUUUGUGGGUAGAGAGUUAUUUGAAAGAGGUCUCCUGCAAUCUCUGCCAUUCCCAAGAGGUUAAUGAUGUCUGCAGCAAGCGACUGGUUCUCUGUGCUCUGCUUUUUUUUUUUUUUUUUUUUUUAACUAAUUGCCCAUCAGUCAGGCCCAGGGCUAGCACCGUGACCCCUUGUGAGCCAUGGCCCCAACUGCUUCUGGCUUUCAUGGAUUCCACUGCAGAGAAAAUAAAAAUUAUUGACAACUAGUGUGCCCAGUACAGCGCCUCUAAGGAGGGGUGAGGUAGUAGGGGCAUUGCUAGGCUUGGAAGAGGUAGACCGAGGUGCUGAGCAGGGAAGGUUCAGUGGGAGAUGAGCCAGGAAGGCCUGUGGUCACUUCAGCCUGCCCCAAUGCUCAGCUGCUCUGAGCUGGGGAAGGGGAGGCAGCUCCAGGAGCUCAUAGAGAGCCCAGGAGGCGGAGCCUGCAGUGCUGCUCGGCAGGCUUAACCUGGGCAAUGAAGGGACUGGUAUUUGGCCUGCAGAGGCUGGCGAGGAGGAAGGGCAUCCAGAGCCUGGUGCAGGGCAGUGGGUGGGCAGCUACCCCAAGCCGACCAGGUCUCAGAGCCCCUGGGAUCCUUGAGCUGACCAGUGUCUGAAAAUAUAAGCAGCAUUCUUUUCAGCAGUAGCAGCCAGAGCUCCAACUUCAGGAAAGUCUGAAUCUUGCAGUUACAAAUUUACUUUUUUAAGGAGGCAAAAGGGAGCACUUGACCUUAAUGGACAGGAGCUAAGGGAAAAUUUAGGCGUGGGCCCUGCAUCUUGUUGCCCUGCUGAGCCCUGGGAGCCAGGAUGCCGGGACAUGUGUCUAGGACAUAGUGGGACAGUGGGCUGGGUCCUAAGGGGUCAGG
Molecule: messenger RNA, 7655 nt
Organism: Octodon degus (degu)
Lineage: Eukaryota; Metazoa; Chordata; Mammalia; Rodentia; Octodontidae
Gene: Tbc1d16
Product: TBC1 domain family member 16
Exons: 12
Coding region: 142-2442 (766 amino acids)
Biological process (GO): activation of GTPase activity
Cellular component (GO): early endosome
Molecular function (GO): GTPase activator activity
Source: RefSeq, a predicted model, not a curated record